AUGGAAAAUUAUAGAGAGCAUCUAGUGGAUGCACUUAACAGGAAGUACAGAGGAAAAUUUAGACCGUUUAAAAAAAGCAGAGCAUCGGAAGAUGCAGAAACAGGAACGUACGUGGAGGAGUCGGAAACGGAGCCAUUUGAAGAUCUCGGAAGAGAGACCAUCAGGAAGGGGCAGGCAGCAAUAGUCAUUCUCGCAGGAGGACUGUCCACGAGAAUUGGAAGCUGCGAGCCAAAAUCAAUACUGCCAGUGACGGCAGUCAAAAGUAAAUCACUCCUGCAGCUACACCUCGAAAAGCUGAGGAAGUUAUUCACGCUGGUGGAAGCGGAGAAACACCCAUCAAUAUUCAUACUAACAUGUAGUUUCAACUAUUCACAAAUAGAAACGUUCCUAAAAAGAAAUUCGCACUUCGGACUGGACCCGAAACGUGUAAUAUUGCUGGUACAAAGCAACCUUCCCUGCUUCAUCGGAGACGACUUGGAAUACUCGAGGUACCCGAGCUCAGAACUGAACACGCCGAAGGCAGAGGUCAUAGACUUCUCGAAGAACGAGGAUUUUGACAAUUUCUACACACGGGGGUUCAGACUCGACCUGAAGUACGAGGGAAUCGUGACCUCGCCGAACGGGAACGGGAAUGUGUUCGAAACGCUUCACAAAAACGAGGAGUUUUCGAAAAUACUCCCGACGAUUAAGUGUUUGCACGUGAUAGGAGUGGACAACUGCCUGUCGAAGCCGCUAGACCCGGCGUUCGUGGGAAUGAUGGCGCACACGCAGGGGCUGGACAUGCUGAACAAGUGUGUGCUGAGAAGCCACGGGGAGAACCUGGGCGUGUUCUGCGUCGGAGACUUCCCGAGGAUCAUCGAGUACAGCGAGCUCGACAGGCUCACUGAAAACGGCCUGAAGGACUACGUGUUCUACGGGAACAUUUGCGACCACAUGUUCUCAGGCGACUUCAUGUCGAGGGUUAUGAGUGAGCAGCUCUACAAAAGCAUGCCCCUUCACGCUGCGAAAAAGAGAAUACCAAUCUGGUCUUAUGAAAACGGCCGUUUCGUAUUCCCCGCCGAGUGCAACGGCUAUAAACUGGAGCUGUUUGUGUUCGACGUGAUGGAAUUCACCUCAAAAGUGAUGGUAAGCAGUGCUCGAAUACAUUUAUGUGUUGCCGUUGAAAGGGAUUAUAAUUUUGCUCCACUUAAAACGUCCUGGGACUGCGACAUGUCCAACGAGAAUGCCAUUCAGUAUAAAAUGGAUAGAGUGUUUAAGGCGUGGCUCGGGAGGGUGGAUUGUAGAGUUGAUGGUAUUUGCGAGAUAUCACCGACUCUUAGUUACUCUGGCGAAAACCUAGAGGAGUACAGAGGCAGGCUUCUGAAAGGGCAAGUGUACCUUGAAUAA
Molecule: messenger RNA, 1386 nt
Organism: Theileria orientalis strain Shintoku
Lineage: Eukaryota; Apicomplexa; Aconoidasida; Piroplasmida; Theileriidae
Product: UDP-N-acetylglucosamine pyrophosphorylase
Exons: 2
Coding region: 1-1386 (461 amino acids)
Biological process (GO): UDP-N-acetylglucosamine biosynthetic process
Molecular function (GO): UDP-N-acetylglucosamine diphosphorylase activity
Source: RefSeq, a predicted model, not a curated record